CUGGGUGAAGUCAGACAACAAACAAUUUUUUUUCCCCUGUUGUUUCAGAUAACGAUUAGUGAAAGAAUCAGAUUUUGCAAAAUCACUUCCCGAGAAACACAUACACGGAAAGUCGGUUUCUUUCAGUGCUGUUGAACACGAGAUGGUGAAAUGUUUAUUAUUCCACAAAGCAAUCCCUUUGUAGCAGUUCUCAAAAGGAUCAGAUAAUCUUCUGAAAAAUAAAACAAACGUAGGAUCAGCAAAUUGGUAUCUGAGGUGCAGUCAAGUUCAAUAAACAGCAGCACCCUGAACCGUUUUAGUCUAAGUGGCAGGUCCCAUUCUUAAGAUAUGCUGCUUCAUGCUUUCUUCACCCUGGUUGUGGGAAUGUCCCUGGUUGUGGGAGUGUCCCUGGUGCAACCGUCAGAUCCUGAGGAAUGCAGAUGUGAAGAGAAAGUCAACAUUUGCUCUGGGGUUCCUGGCCUCAAUGGAGUGCCGGGAACCCCAGGGAGUAAUGGUUUACCAGGAAGAGAUGGGAAGGAAGGACCUCCAGGGCCAAAAGGAGACCCAGGAUUAAAAGGAAUACAGGGACCCCCGGGAAAAGCUGGACCUCCUGGCUCAAAUGGGGAUCAAGGACUGAAAGGGGAAAAAGGAGAUAGUGCAGGUAAAGAGCUUGACGUUCUUAAAACUCAGAUUCGUGAUUUACAGGAAGAGCUGAAGGUCCUGAAAGAGAGUACAAGGAAGAAUCAGGAAGAUGUUCGAGGGGCUGCUUUCCCAACCUUCACCUUAAUAGGAACCAAAAAAUUUGCAUCUAAUGGAGCUGAAGCCAAUUUUGAAACUAGCAAGGCCACCUGCUCCAAAUUUAAAGGAAAACUUGCUUCUCCGAGAAAUGCGGAGGAAAACACUGCCCUAGCAAAACUGGCUUCAAAGCUUGGAAGACACACAUUUCUUGGGAUGACUGAUCGGGAGUCAGAAGGUAAUUUUAAGCACCUCAAUGGGGACCCCAUGCAAUACUCACGAUGGGCAGAUGGCGAACCUAACGGAGAACAAGAAGAUUGCAUAGAGUUGUACCUGGAUGGCCGAUGGAAUGACAUUAAUUGCAAUGAAAGUCGAUUAAUCAUCUGUGAGUUUUAAUCCAACCAUCCCUCUCCGAGUUUGACCGGCUAGCAAGAACAGAUUUCCAAAGUACUAAAUGACAUUCACCUAUAACUUUAGAACAUGAGCAAAAUGACCUUAUUCACUCUGAUAUUCAAAAAAACAAACAAAAAAAAAACUACAAGGCUUUACAAGGUUUGCUUGCUCGUGUAAUUUAAUUCAGCUUGUUGUAGUUUGGAGGCUACUUUAAAAAAUGUGGGUUCAUGAGAAAUGUUUGUGAUAAUACAACUAAUAAAUAAUGUACUGGCAAUUGUCAUGUUUGGAUAAUCACUUAUUAAACUGUCUCCUUAAUGUAA
This is a messenger RNA of Pantherophis guttatus, 1427 nucleotides long. RefSeq names its product collectin-43-like. The record is from RefSeq and is a predicted model, not a curated record. Lineage: Eukaryota; Metazoa; Chordata; Lepidosauria; Squamata; Colubridae. Gene Ontology annotation, cellular component: multivesicular body.